AUGGAGAAGAGCGAUAAGGUCGAGACCCAGCAGCUCGAAGGUGAGACAGAAGAAGCGCAGGGCGAUCUGGUUGAGCUGGGCACCAUGGACGUCAAGGCCGAGUUUGACGAAAUGGUUAUUUGGGGCCACGAGUCGAGCGCCGAUGCCGCGUCGGAUCCUUAUGUGAGAAGUAUCGAAGAAUGGUUGGCUGCGGCUGAAUCGAUACACACGUACCCUUCGCCGGAGACUAAGACUGGCGCAUAA
Colletotrichum higginsianum IMI 349063 is the source of this 243-nucleotide messenger RNA. Its product is annotated as Ribonuclease H1/H2 small subunit. The transcript has 2 exons. The record is from RefSeq and is a predicted model, not a curated record. Gene Ontology annotation, cellular component: ribonuclease H2 complex. NCBI's taxonomy places the organism in Eukaryota, Fungi, Ascomycota, Sordariomycetes, Glomerellales, Glomerellaceae. The coding region runs from base 1 to 243 and encodes 80 amino acids. Gene Ontology annotation, biological process: RNA catabolic process.